AUGACUUGUUCUUCUCGUUGUUAUGAUGACUCGGAUGCUACUGAUUAUAGUUAUCAAAACUCUGAUACCGAUAUGCAACCUCAUUAUAACGAUGAGGUUGUUAGUAAUCAACAGAAUGAAAGUUUAUGUGGAAUAUUAGAACUUCCAACUCAUCCUAAACGAAUCUUUGAAGAUUUUGUACCGCUACCUGAACUAUUACUUUUUAUUCAAAAAGUUACCACUAAAGCUCGAAUCGAUGUUCGAACAAUUAUAAUAGCGUUGAUUCUAGUUUUAAGAUUUAAGAGAAAGAUACAAAAUAAGUUACCAAAAAAUAAAAUACAAGGAGAAUAUGUCUCGUGGCUACUUAUUGAUAGACCCGAUGAUUCCGAUGGCUCAGAUAGUCCGAUAAAAUUCGUGGAUCUUUUGGUUCAACGAAUUUCAACGAAUAUCUGUUACACCUUUUCGCGUCUUCUGACUGGAACAUGCCAUAAAAUAUUUCUAUCCGCUAUUAUUGUUGCUUUAAAGUUCUCAUUUGGAACAUUUCCUUACAAUUCAACAUCACCAUCUACCUCAGAAGAAGAAUUACCUUUACCGAAAUCACCAUGUGAUGAAAUACCAAUUAAUGAGCAAGAAAAUUUAUCAGAAACAAAUAAUCCAAUGAUACUUUCAACAACACCUUCAUCAGUCUCAUCAAACGCAUCAUUAGAUUAUGAUGAAUUAGCUUCACAACAAUUUAAUAAUCAUGAACAUUCAUUAAAUUCGAUAAAUCAAAGAAUUGCUGAAAGUUCUGGAAUUUUUUCGAUAAAUGAAAUUAAUAAGGCGGAAAAAUCAUUCCUUAAAAUCUUGGGAAAAUUUCAAGUUAGUGAUGAAAAUGUUCGAGAUUUUAUAGAAAGUAACAGACAAGCUUUAGGAAUAUGGUGA
Messenger RNA from Dentiscutata erythropus, 900 nucleotides. NCBI's taxonomy places the organism in Eukaryota, Fungi, Glomeromycota, Glomeromycetes, Diversisporales, Gigasporaceae. The record is from the annotation of a GenBank genome assembly.